Uncinocarpus reesii 1704 is the source of this 2163-nucleotide messenger RNA. RefSeq lists its product as uncharacterized. Lineage: Eukaryota; Fungi; Ascomycota; Eurotiomycetes; Onygenales; Onygenaceae. The transcript has 2 exons. Bases 1 to 2163 code for a protein of 720 amino acids. Gene Ontology annotation, molecular function: protein binding. The record is from RefSeq and is a predicted model, not a curated record.
AUGGAACUGGUAAACGCUCUGGAAAGACAGUCGCAGCCACCACCGCCCUUUAUACUUGCCAAGGCAUUCAUGUCGUUCAUUCGAGAUCGCAUGGAGUCAAUGGCAGUAUUGACCCAAAAUCAAGCCCGGUUUCUUCUACAGACCUUACAGCACCUAGUCGCUGGAUACCCGUACAAAGAUGCUCGAGGAUCCGUGCGUGUGGCUCUGGGGCUCGAAAAUCUCGAAACUACCAUGUUUGCUUUAUUUCAAGUGGGCUGCGAACCUGAUGCCGCUGAGGUUUUAAACAAGCUUGCCAAAACAAUAUAUGAGCAAAUUUGCCAUAGAAAUGAACAGGCGAAGAAACCACAUCAAAAUCCUAGCUCCCAGGCGCUCAGCUCGUAUGUUUCGAUAUUAGCGUCCACUGGGUCACCGCUCGAGGCAUUGAAUGUUGUGGAGACAUACUGGGAAAAUGUUCUACAUUCAGAAGGCAUCGUGCCGUGGCUCGAUGUAAUAAGCGGUUUAGCAAAGGAAAACAUGGAAUCCGAUAUUCCGGUAGUAAUAGGCAAGAUGGGCCGUUGUGGUAUUGUGUUGGACCCCGACUCCCAUGAGGAAAUGGUUACCAUGCUAGCAGCAGAAAAUAAUGUUGGAGCUUUGAGGAUACUUUAUGAGGUAGACCUACCGGAUGGUCUUCAACCUACAGCUGCAUCGACUGCGGUUGCAAUAUCGACCGCUAUUCGGAACUCGAUGGUGGAGUGGGCCAGCCAAUUAAGUGAAUCGCUCCCCGAUUAUCCAACUCCAGCAAGUCGAGAUGCCAUAUUUCUUCUAUCUGCAGCUAGGGCUGAGCCAGCAACAAACAUUGAGAAGCAUUUGGAGGUUAUGACUGGAAUCAAUCCAGACAUCAGACACUCUAUGACCAUUACUUCCAUCAACCAGCUCAUAGAGCACGCAAUCUCGAUCCAGAGGCAAGAUUUGGCCCAAGAAUACUUAGCACUUGCACAAAAGUGGGGAUUGCAACCGGACGCCCAUACCUAUAUGCUGCAAAUGGACUCGAAAAUUCAGCAGGGAGACCUUGACGGUGCCCUCGAGCUCGUGGAAAACCUCAACCUCGAGACUCUUACCGAUCGGGCAGACGUCAUGAUGUUGAACAGAAUUCUCAGGCAGCUUUGUAACCCCCGUUACACCAAUACUGAGUACGACACCAUUUUAUCAUUUGUUGACCGUCUCCUCAACACAAGAAGCCGGUUUGAAGCUGAAACGCUUGGAGCCCUGUGCAAAGUCCUCCUAUACCGCCACGAACUCGAAAACAUCUCAAACCUCCUUCGCCCCAUUAUCGAUCAAUAUAAUUCAGAGGAAUUAUCCAAAAUCAGUGAAUCUUUCGUCGACUAUAUCAACGAUCAAAACGAGUCUACAGAAAGCAUCUGGGAAGUUUAUGAAUUGCUAAAUAUGGCCUUCCCUCGCACAGCUGUUCACACCAGGACAGAUAUCAUGAAUCAAUUCUUUAACCGUGGCCGAUCCGACCUAGCAUGCCUUGUAUUCGGACACAUGAGACAAAAGGAGCGUGGAGGCAAGCGCCCCACAGCACAUACUUACGCCAUGUGUCUGCAGGGAAUAUCCCGCGCCGCCGACGCCAGCGGGCUUCAUCUCGUGCACAACAUGUUGAAACUUGAUCUCGAAGUUGGCCUAACGACCAAGAUCUACAACGGUCUGAUGCUCGCGUAUGCUGCAUGCGGGAUGCCUGAUGAAGCGAUGGGAUUCUUCCGGGACAUCCUUCACUCCGAGGAAGGCCCGUCGGGACAGACAUUGGUGAUUUUCUUCCGCGUGUGCGAGACGUAUCAUAAUGGCGUGCAGGAGGCAUCGAAGAUGCUAGCGAAACUGAGGUCGAUGGAUGUCCGCAUUGACGAGAGGAUAUAUAAUGCGUACAUCGGAGCGUUGGCAGGACAUUGUGAGGUGGAGAAGGCGACGGAGGCUAUUCAAGCCAUGGAGUCAAAGCUUGGGUUUGGCCCGAGUACUCUGACAAUCGGCACCUUAUACAAUGCCACUCCGUUCCAGUACUGGAAAGAACAAGUCGAGGAAUGGGCACAAACCCAAUAUCCGGAUUUAUGGGCCGAUCUCGAACAGCUGGGCUGCGAGGAGGACGAGGAAGGGCUGAAAAAGUUCAAUAUCAACAGAAAUAUUGAUGUUUGA